Zychaea mexicana is the source of this 1394-nucleotide messenger RNA. RefSeq lists its product as uncharacterized. NCBI's taxonomy places the organism in Eukaryota, Fungi, Mucoromycota, Mucoromycetes, Mucorales, Lichtheimiaceae. The transcript is spliced from 6 exons. Bases 155 to 1288 code for a protein of 377 amino acids. The record is from RefSeq and is a predicted model, not a curated record. Gene Ontology annotation, molecular function: protein-L-histidine N-tele-methyltransferase activity. Gene Ontology annotation, biological process: peptidyl-histidine methylation, to form tele-methylhistidine.
UUUGAUAAUUGUGUAUGCGAGUCUAUUCUUUAUUUUUUGUGCAUGGUGCCUGAAACAAUGCGUUGCUCGAACUGGAUGCCGGGCUACAAAAUUUCUUUUGCAGGUGCCGCAAAGACCGAGAACUUUUUUCUAAGGCAAAAGCCUUUUGACAACAAUGGCAUUCAAGUUUAACUUUUCUAACGAUGAUUUAGAUCUCGACGACGUAGAUCAAAAUUCCACCGAGCAGAUCGAUUCAUCGUUGGGCGAUCUGUCAUUGGAAGAGAGUGCGACGCAGAAAGUACCCUGUAGCGAAUACGAUAUCAAGGCGUGUGUGUUACCCACUCUCCUCCAAGCCGAUAUCCUUGAUAUACCCAAGGUUGACACACCGUUAUACAAGCGAACACUGGCCGACGUCAAAUUCCAGAUGGCCGAGCAGGAUACGCUGUUGAAUGGGGACGCCGAUAAUGAAGAUGGGAAAGUGGUAGAAAUGCUCAAUCUCAACAGUAACAGCGAUCUGGUCCGCGGUGUGUAUGAGGGUGGAUUCAAGACGUGGGAAUGCUCGCUUGAUUUGGUAGAGUACCUUUCACAGCUGCCAAAGGAUCAGAUUACUGGCAAGCGAGUUCUUGAGCUCGGGUGUGGAUCUGCUUUACCUUCACUGCUACUGCUUGCAAAAGAUCCCAGCAAUCACGUCGACGUUCAGGAUUACAACGACCAAGUGAUCCGAUACAUCACAAUCCCCAACAUUCUUUUGAACACAGUAUUAACGGUUCAAGAAUCAGCAGCGCCAGCAGAAGAUGUAGAAUCAUCAGACGAAAAUGAAGAGGAGGAAGAGGAAAGUGCAUCAUCUGAUGAUGAUGAGGAAGAAGAAGGCGAAGAUGGAUUAAAAGACCAGAUAAUCGGCGAAAAUGUCACCUGUGAUGCGGAAGCGGAGCUUCCUGCUGAUAAGGUCCCUGAUAUGUUGCAACGCAUUACAGAACGCACAAGAGCAUUCGUGGGCGAUUGGAGCGGAUUACCGUCAUUGGUACAAGAUACAAAAUACGACAUGAUUGUUACUUCUGAGACAAUCUACUCCGAGGAAGCAUUGCCUGCCUUGGUUGAAGCCGUUCAAAAGACGCUCAAAAAGCCGGAUGGUGUAUGCUAUGUUGCUGCCAAGACGAUCUACUUUGGCGUCGGUGGCGGCAUUCUACCAUUCUGCGACUUGCUGGAUAAGUCAAAAGAUGCGGAUGGCGAUAAGUUUAAGGUUGACAAGGUGUUUGAAAGCGAAAGCACUGUCAAACGCGAGAUAUUACGAUUGAAAUGGGACCUGUAACAAUAGAAAAUGAAAGAAGAACUGCCAUGCUAAAAAAAAACUUGGCUGGACACAUGCCUGUAUAAUUAAAAUUCCUACCUUACACACACGCACGCAGUAACACCUC